UCCUAUUCUUUUCUCAGUAGAUGUUUUUCUAUUGAAAUGUUACUUAAUAGUAGAGAGACUGAUCGAGGAAUACCAAGGCUUAGAGUAGUUGAUAGUAGUGGAGAAGGAUAGUUCUUAUGUUUGCAGAAUAGAAGCAAUUUAGGAACUUAUCAAAGAUGUCUUCAAUCUUGGAUGUUGAUGAGUCUAUCAUUGAGAAUAAUUGGUAUUACGGUUGUCUCUUCAGUCCAAAGAAAAGCAUUAACACUGAAGCAAUUUUUAGUGAGAGUCUAUGUGAAAAAGAGCAUGCUGAUGAAGAUAGGGAGUAUCAUAGCAUUCCUGAUGAUAAAAAACAUCAGCAUUCCAUUGCAAGGAAUAAACAGAUAGUGAGAGAAGAAGGUAGUAAUAGUAAUAGUCCACAUUUUGGGUCAAGAGAUUCUGAUUCAGACGAAGAGGCUGAGUGUCUUGCAAGUAUGUUUAAAGCUUUGGAUGAAGAUGGUGAUGGAAGAGUUAGUUCAGAUGAGAUUGUGAGGUUUUUGGAGAGAUUAAGUUUGGAAAUGCGAAAGGAGGAGGUGGAAUUAGCUGUGAGAUCAAUGUCUGCAUGUGGUGAUGACUUUCUCACUUUAAUUGAGUUUGGUGAGUUCUAUAGAAUUGUAUUUGAAGAUAAGGAGGAGGAAAUGGAUAAGAAGGUAAUUUGUGAGGCAUUUAAUGUGUUUGAUCAAAAUGGAGAUGGGUUUAUCAGUGCAAUGGAGUUGGCUGAUGUUCUCUCCAGAUUGGGUUUUGUGGAGGGGAAAGAUUUGAGUUGCUGCCAGAGCAUGAUCGAGAGUGUAGAUUAUAAUGGAGAUGGUUUUGUAGAUAUUCAUGAGUUUAGGCAUUUAAUUACCAGAACUUCUUCUGGUUCUUAUCCUUGUCUUCAAUCUGUUGCUGCAGUCUAAUGUCGUUCUUAUCCUUGUCUUCAAUCUGUUGCUGCAGUCUAAUGUCACUAUACAUUUUAUGGCUACUGCAGUCUAAUGUCACUAUACAUUUUAUGGCUAGCAUAAAUAUUCUAAGAUGUGAGCUGCUGUGAGAGCAUGAUUGAGGGUGUUGAUUAUAAUGGAAAUGGGUUUGUGGGUAUUCAUGAAUUAAGGCAUUUAAUCACUAGAACUUCCUCUGGUGCUUAUCCUUGUCUCCAAUGAGUUUCUGCAGUCUAAUGGCACAAUAUAUUUUAUGACUAGAAUAAAUAUUUUGAA
Messenger RNA from Cryptomeria japonica (Japanese cedar), 1205 nucleotides. Its product is annotated as calmodulin-like protein 3. NCBI's taxonomy places the organism in Eukaryota, Viridiplantae, Streptophyta, Pinopsida, Cupressales, Cupressaceae. Bases 156 to 911 code for a protein of 251 amino acids. The record is from RefSeq and is a predicted model, not a curated record. The transcript has a single exon. Gene Ontology annotation, molecular function: calcium ion binding.